AUGGUAUCGAUAGGUGAUAUUCUAGCUAUGAUCGUUGACGAUAAUGACUCUUGUUCUGAUAUUUCAGGCAGUGAAGGCUCAAACUGAUCUUCUGGUUCUUAUGACAGCCAACAUCGUCGUUAUAAUCAUGGCUGCUCAAGCUGCGGAUAUUGUAGAAGUUGUUAUGAUAAAUACGGCUGCAACAAAGAUAGUUUUGACUCGAUGGAUCUUAUUUUCCAAGACGAUUGAGAGACGCCAAUAGAAUUCGUGAUUCAAGAUACUACAGAUCAAAAUUAUUGAAAUAGCUUUUUUUCUGAGACAAUUAAAUGUACAAAAAAUUUUUAUUUUAAAAGAAAUUCUAAAAAGAUGAAAAAUGAUAAAGUUUUUAAAAAAGCAAAUUUGCUAGGAAAAAAUAAUUGGAAAAAUGAAAAAAUCCAAAACUUAAAGAGAAAAAGCAGAGAAAAGGCGAAGAAAGUUGACUAUUUAAAUGGCUGGUAUUAA
Molecule: messenger RNA, 480 nt
Organism: Blepharisma stoltei
Lineage: Eukaryota; Ciliophora; Heterotrichea; Heterotrichida; Blepharismidae
Source: the annotation of a GenBank genome assembly